Messenger RNA from Bacidia gigantensis, 1398 nucleotides. RefSeq lists its product as uncharacterized. Gene Ontology annotation, cellular component: mating projection tip; actin cortical patch; medial cortex. Gene Ontology annotation, molecular function: lipid binding; protein binding. The coding region runs from base 1 to 1398 and encodes 465 amino acids. The record is from RefSeq and is a predicted model, not a curated record. Gene Ontology annotation, biological process: actin cortical patch localization; endocytosis; plasma membrane tubulation. NCBI's taxonomy places the organism in Eukaryota, Fungi, Ascomycota, Lecanoromycetes, Lecanorales, Ramalinaceae. The transcript has 4 exons.
AUGCAGUCGGUUCAGCGGCGAUUUGGCAAAUUCUUGCCCCGUACCGCCGACGAAUCUCAAGUUUCAGUGCUGCUUAAAGAUUUCGAAGAUGCGGAUAGAAUGCUCAUGAGGAUUAUUGACGCGUCCAAAGCAUGGCGAGAUUCUUGGAGGGACAUCCUGGGAACCCAGCAAAGGCUAGUUCAUGGUUUUCAGAGCAUCUAUGCUCCAAUCAUUGGGGCAAACGAGGAAUAUGAGGGUCAUGUUCCCGUCAUGACCGACGAAGCAACAGACGCGAGGACCGCAAAGCUCCAAACAACCUAUGACGAGCUUCGUACGGAUCUACUGGAGGAAGUGAGCGCGGUGGACACACGAAUCGUUAAGCCUGCAAUGGACGCCAAAGAAUGGAUUCAACCCUUGAAGAAAGUCAUAAAAAGGCGCGAAGAUCGGAAGCUGGAUUUCGAGAAAUACCAAACCAGAGUCGACAACUACCGGAAGAAGACGAAACGAUCAGAGCGAGACAAUGCUUCACUAGAGAAGGCAGAACAAGAGCUGAUCAAAGCCAAAGAAGAAUAUGCUGUGGCAGACGAACGAUUACGGUCCGGCCUUCCACCGAUCAUCAAUGCCGCCUUUUCAAUUCUGCCACAUCUCCUAGCAGCUCUGAUCAUGAUCCAGAACUCAUUGCUUGCCCAGUACUACACAUCAUUGCAUGAAUACUGCGAUGAGGAGGGGUUUCGCAUUCCUCCAACCUCCGCCUCUGAGAUAAUCUCUGCAUGGGACGCUGAUCUAAAACCAGUCAAGCAUCAGAUUGAGACGGGGAUAGCUUGUGUAGCCACGGGCAAAGCGGUGCAUAGGCCGAUGCGCAUAGAGGACAAACAUGGAAGCACGACCGGUAUGAACAUCCGUAAUGGCAUUGCCAACCAACGACGACCAAGUGGUCACCCUACGAUGCCUCCGUCUCCAGCAAUCAGUGCAGUUUCCGAACCACCAUCUGGGGAAGGAAACCCAAGACCAAGGAUAUCCUCUGUACCUUCUCAAACCUCACUAUCGUUAGCCACACCCAACUACAGCUCCUCUGCAGUCACGAGUCCGUCGCCAGGCGACUCAGGCGCGCAUGCUCCAGCAGGUCCAAGAGCAGAUUAUUUUGGCAGGGACAGAUUGGCUUCGAACUCUUCGAUGGCAUCAAUAGCGGCGAAGAAGAAGCCACCUCCGCCCCCACCACCAAAGAAGCUUCCUUCAUCACAAGGAGAUUGGGUGGUAGCCAUGUACGAUUACCCUGGCGAGGGCGAUGGUGACCUUUCUUUUAAAGACGGCGAUAGGAUACGCGUCACCAAAAAGACUGACAGCACAGACGAGUGGUGGGAGGGUGACCUCAAGGGAGUCAAAGGGAGCUUUCCUGCGAAUUAUUGCCGACCUGUAUAG